UGUUACAUGGAGAGGUUGGCUCCUCCUACCAAUAAUAAAAAGAGAAACUGGACCGACCAAAAUCAAUAUCUUUAUCAGUUCAGUGCUUUGUCCAAAUCACAAAGUAUUCAAAAUUCUAAGUCUGAACAAAAUUCACGUAAAGUUAUAAAGGCACUAAGACAAAACCGCAUACGUAUCCUUUGCCUACUUACCAUUGAAAACUAAAAGAGAAUCUUACGUUUUUAUUUCUUCUUCUUGUGCUGUAAACAAACAAUAGCUUUGUCUUCAGGCAAAGCAAAGACUUGAGAAGAUGGUUCAGAGGAAGACAUGUCAAGCAACCGUGUCUUAUAAUAAUCUCCAACCUGAAACUCGGUUUGGUCAAGAACAUGUCAAGAGCCUUGGACCAGAGAUGAUGAUGAUGAAGAAGCGAACCAAACCUAAAAGGAAGGUUGUAGACAGUCCUGUUUCUCAAUCAGGUAAGCCACAGUUAACACCAAAGAAACAUGAUCUUGUUGUUGUUAAAGGGACAUGUAUGUCUCCUAACUACAUGAAGGGAACCUCUAGCUCUGAAGCAAGGAAGGAGAACAAGAGUAGACUUAAUCUUACAAAGAAUCAGAAGAACCAAACCGGUCUGAAACAUGAUUCACCUCAUGGAGUUAAGAAAGAGAGAAGUAUCAAGAAGCCUAGUUCGAGGAUGGUUAGGGGUUUGACAAAGGCUCCAAGUUUCAAGAGAUGUGCACAGAGAGCUACUUGCUCCUCGACUUUGAAAGACUCCAAGUUUCCAGAGUAUCUGAUGCUUCACCAUGAUGGAACUGAUGAUGAAGCAGUUAGUGGAACCUCUGUUCUGAAAGUCUGUCCUUACACGUAUUGUUCACUCAACGGCCAUCUUCACAAGCAGUAUCCUCCACUGAAAAGCUUUAUAUCCUCUAGGAGACGGAGUUUGAAGUCUCAAAAGAGUGUCAAAACAGAAGCUUCUAAAGAAGGUUUUGUGGAGAUGUAUGUAGAGGAGAAGAAAGAGUAUGAGGUUGAUGUUGUUACUCAAAUCUCAGAAGCUUUCUCUGAAGGAGCACCUCGUUCUGAAACCGAUUCUGAUAAUUACUCAGACACUGCAGAGAUGGUGAAGUUAUCAGAAAGUGAUGAUGACAUGGAGUUAAAAGAAUCUGAUAUGGAGAAGCCUUUUGAGGAUGACUCUGUGAAAGAGAUGGUGAAGACUUCAGAAGGUGAAAAUGGAACUGAAUCAAGACAAUCUGAUUUGGAGGAGAGUCUAGUUAAUGACUCGGUGAAAGAGACCCAGGAGACUUCUUGUGAGGUCAAUGAUGACUCUAACAGUGCAGACAUGGUGAGGUUUCUAGAAAGUGAUCAUGACUUGGAUGAGACUCUAUUAGAUGACUCUGUGAAAGAGAUCCAAGAAAACUCAGAAGUUAUUGAUGCUGGUGAUGAAACACUAAAGGAUAAUAAAGCUGAAGAUCACAAAGAGGAGCUUAAAGACCAAACUGAAGAAACCACAAAGGUUCCAUAUAACCGUAAACCAAAGCCCUGCAAUCAAGAAGAGUCAGAUAGCACCAAUUCUUGGACUAUCACCAAAGGCAAGAAACCUGUGGCAGAAACAGAGGAUUUGAAGGAGUUCAAUCCAAGAGAACCCAAUUACCUUCCACUUGUUGCAGAUGCGGAUACAGAAAAGGUUGACCUCAAGCAUCAAGACAUAGAUGAGAGGAGAAACUCAGAGGACUGGAUGUUUGAUUACGCUCUGCAGCGUGCCGUUACCAAACUUUCAUCAGCAAGGAAGAAGAAAGUUGCAUUGCUCGUUGAGGCUUUUGAAACCGUGAAACCUGUUAUGCCACAUGGUAGAGAACCUGCACCGGUUUUAAGUUAUGGAAGACACCUUCAAACCUGCAAUUAACAAAAGGUAAUCAGCAGAAUCUCUUACAAACUCAGCUUAUGAAUCAGAUGUGUUGCAAGUUAUGGUUAUAAAAAACUAAAAUGGUUUCUAUGUGUGGUAGUAAUAUGAAUGAUAUGAUUCUCCUUAAUCUGUGAGGAGGACUUAGUGUGUGCGCUUGCUUUGAGACUAAUGUAUGAGACAAUCUUAUGUAUUUCUCUAGUUGAAACAGAGCAUUAAUCGAAUGCUGUUGUUGUUGGUUGUUAUAAAACAUUUGACUAUUGUUUACAGACUCGAACC
Messenger RNA from Eruca vesicaria subsp. sativa (arugula), 2155 nucleotides. NCBI's taxonomy places the organism in Eukaryota, Viridiplantae, Streptophyta, Magnoliopsida, Brassicales, Brassicaceae. The record is from the annotation of a GenBank genome assembly.